Messenger RNA from Rubroshorea leprosula, 1116 nucleotides. Lineage: Eukaryota; Viridiplantae; Streptophyta; Magnoliopsida; Malvales; Dipterocarpaceae. The record is from the annotation of a GenBank genome assembly.
GCCUAAGGACAAGGACCUGGCUUACCAUUAUAUAUCACGGUACAGAAGCACUGAUGGGCGCCAUUAAUGGACCUAUAAGCCGCAUCCACGGUCUUGGCGGAUCGUAUCUGCUUUUUGCAGAGAUCCCAACAGCAGUUUCUGUCUCUGCAAUUUCCAUCGAUUGGAAGUGGAGCCCUGCCGGAAGAGUGAUUGCUGAAUCUCCAAUCAAAAGGGGAAGAUCUAUGAAGUUUUGGCUAAGGCAUGGAGAAACUUUCAGGUAAAUGAAGUGAACACUUAUCUAUACACUCAGAAGGUCGGAGUAGAUUGGGGGUUUUCUGUUUAACAUUAAGAGAUGGGAGGUUGGCUAUUCCCUUGCUGAAAUAAUAUCUCUCCAGCUUCCUAUUGUCAUGGCCUUAGGAUUGGCUUUAGGAUUGAUUAGCUUACAUAUGAGAAAGCUGUUAACAUAGUAACCUAGGCAUCCUGGUGAAAGCUGAGAACCCGAGAGAUAGGAACAUACUGCUUAGGGGCUUUCUGAUGAUGUAAAAUCCAAAUUGAGGUUCUGAAACCGCUUAUAGCUGGCUUUUGGUCUCAUUCGAAUAAGCAAGGUCAUAGAUGGAUAAAUAUCUCAAGUAUGAGAAACUAUGUGAUUUUUGUCACAAGUGUGGUAGAUUAGGCCAUGUUGAGAAAAUCUGUGGUGAGGAAAAGUUAUGUCUAUUUUGGAUCCUGAUGAGCUUAUGCAUGAUGAAUCAUUGAGGGCUCCCCGACUCAAGGAACCGAGAAUUAAGGACGGAACGGCACAGAAAACUUAUAGGACAACUUCCAGUAACCUUGUUCUGUCUUUCUCCCUAGAGACUAGUCAGAAAACCAUGCAUAAAUUGUGUGCAAACAAAGGUAGCUGCUACACUACCAGCCAUUAGUACUGGGGAAGCCUAAGAGUACUCCAACCAACCAAAGACAGUGCUUGGCAGCUGAGUUGAUAAUAGAAACUUGUUCUCUGACCAAAACCUUGUCAUGGCUCACAGUUGGUUGUAAAUAAGCUAGUCACCUUAAAGAACUGUACCUUUUGUUGGUCUUGUAAAUAUGCUGUUUGUGUAACUAAGCUCUGGGAUUGGAUCUAAAUAAGCUAGGCUUGUGGAU